This is a messenger RNA of Malassezia japonica, 729 nucleotides long. Its product is annotated as pseudouridine 5'-phosphatase. The transcript has 5 exons. Gene Ontology annotation, molecular function: phosphatase activity. The coding region runs from base 1 to 729 and encodes 242 amino acids. NCBI's taxonomy places the organism in Eukaryota, Fungi, Basidiomycota, Malasseziomycetes, Malasseziales, Malasseziaceae. The record is from RefSeq and is a predicted model, not a curated record.
AUGACCCAGGAUGCCAACGUGGGAAGCGUGCGCGCGGUGCUGUUUGACAUGGAUGGCCUGCUGAUUGACAGCGAGCGCAUCUAUACGGAUGUCGUCAACGAUAUCCUGCGUCCCUACGGCAAGGAGCAGACCUGGGAGAUCAAGUCGCAGCUUAUGGGCAAGCCCGAGCGUGAUGCUACGCUGACGCUCCUUAGUGCGCUGUGGCCUGUGCGCGAUGGAGACAAGGAGGACGAGGCGCAGGGCUUUAGCACCGAGUGCCCCUUUACCAUCGACUCGUUCCUCGAGCGCCGCAAUGCCGACUUGCUUCCCGCGUUCCAGCACGUUGCGCCGAUGCCUGGUGCUGAGAAGCUGAUUGCGCACCUCGCGAAGCACAACGUCCCCAUCUCGGUUGCGACCGGAAGCAAGCGCCGCAACUUCGAAAUCAAGUCGAAUGCGAACCCGAACCUCUUCACGCCGUUUGGCAAGCGUGCCGUGUGCGGCGACGACCCCCAGGUCGUGGGCCGCGGCAAGCCGCACCCCGACAUCUUUCUCGUCGCGGCGCACACCGGCCUGGGCCUGCAGGACAGCGAAGAGGGCCGUGCAUGGCUUGCUGGCAUCCGUCCCCCCGGUGCCGAGCACGACGGCAAGCUCCUCGGGCACGAGAGUGAGGUGCUUGUCUUUGAGGAUGCGCUGCCUGGCGUCCAGGCGGGUCUUGCCGCUGGCAUGAAGGGUACGUGCUCGCUCUACUAA